Messenger RNA from Topomyia yanbarensis, 4061 nucleotides. RefSeq lists its product as uncharacterized. Bases 67 to 1398 code for a protein of 443 amino acids. The record is from RefSeq and is a predicted model, not a curated record. The transcript is spliced from 2 exons. NCBI's taxonomy places the organism in Eukaryota, Metazoa, Arthropoda, Insecta, Diptera, Culicidae.
UUAAAAGAAAAAUUAAACUAUUUUUUUAUAUUUGUUUCUUUUUCACUAUUUUGUUUAUAUCUCACUAUGUCAAGUAUGCCGUUGGUGAAUCAAAUUGAACCGUUCAUUCCCGGAACGAUUCCGUUUGCGCAGUUUCUGGAGCAACUGGAUUGGGUGUUUGCGCAUCAUAAAGUGACCAGUGAGGAAGAUCAAAAAGUGUCGUUUUUGGCUUCUUGCAGUAGAGAAGUGUACAGUGAGCUGAAGCUUCUUUUUCCCGAAAGGGAUUUAAAGACCGUGUCUUUCAAGGAAAUUACGGGCGCUCUCAGGAAGCGGUAUGAUAAAACGGAAAGUGAUUUGAUUCAACGUUACAAGUUUUACCAACGUGUCCAAGGUCCGAGUGAGAGCGCGGAAGAUUUUUUACUCGCUGUCAAACUCCAGGCAGAGAUGUGUCAUUUCGAAGAGUUUAAGGACAUGGCGAUUCGCGAUAAAUUGGUUUGCGGUAUUAGCGACAAGGACUUGCAGCAGCGUUUAUUCGAUGAAGAGGAUUUAACGCUGGCUAAAGCGGAGAAACUCACUGUAAACAGAGAAUUAGCAGGAGCGAGAGCUAAACUGAUCUCUGGCGAUUCCAAUCGUGUAAGCGUUUUGAACAGAUUAGGAAGGCGUGACAGCUUCGAAGUUUCCCGAGAUCGCUCACGGGGAAGAAGUCGAGAGCCGGCUAGAAAGAGAAGCAGAAGCUGUUCUGAUUCAUUUGGUCGCAGGAACCGUUCUUCACCCAGGACAAAGACUUUGUUUUGCAACUUCUGUCGUAGAAAAGGUCACACGCGUCGUUUUUGUUAUGACUUGAAGAACAAGAGUAAGACGGUCAAGUUUGUCGAUUCUCCUGCAGAAAAGCCCAAGAUGACUGAGUAUCAGAAAAGUUUGAGACGUCGUUUAAACAGAUCUGUUUCGGAUGACGAGAUGGAUUGUAUGCUAAUCCCAUCGAUCAACAGAAUUAACGAACCAUGUUUUCGCAAUGUUUAUGUUGACGGUUUGAGGUUGAAAAUGGAAGUUGAUUGUGGCGCUGCAGUUUCCGUAAUUAGUUUGGAGAUGUACGAGGGAGAUUUCGAUCAUAUUCCGCUACAAAGAUGCGACAAGAAGUUAGCAGUGAUCAAUGGAAGCCGUUUGAAGGUUGAAGGACAGAUUGAGGUUAAGGUCGAGCUGAAUGGACGCACAAAGACUGUUGACCUAAUUGUUUUGCGAAACGGCAGUGGUUUCACUCCAUUACUGGGACGAGAUUGGUUGGAUGUGUUUGUUCCAGAUUGGAGGAAGGCUUUCGGAAACAAUAUUAAUCAACUAUCGGUUUCAGCAGAUCAGAUCGUUGCAGAGAUACAAAGUUUCCGUUGGAGGUCGGGUGUACUUGGCGCACCGCAAUCAGCUUAAAUUAUUUGGCACUCGCAAGAAGAGCCGAGCUUUAAUUUUUGCGAGCAGCCCAACACGAAAAAGAAGGGGGGAGGAUGAUCAGCAAGAGGACAUUGACGACGAAGCUAGCGAUUUUUAUGGUUUCGCAGCAGAUUCAUUCAUUUAUAGAGGUUCACCUAACGAUCAACCAAUGGUUUGUGAUUCGGACGAUGGUGAUUCGGAGAGAAAUAGUUUACCACCUGGCAACAGGGUAGUGGACCCCCAGGAAGGCACGUCUGCGCUACAGUGUACGAAUCCAUCAGCGAGUUUAAGCCGUGAACCUAUUUGUUUGCGUCGUUCGAAUAGGACGAAGCGUCGUCUAGAAGAUCCUGAUUUCGUUUACUUCAAUAAAAAAAGAAAAUAUUAGUUUUGCGGCAGUAAAGUUUUGUCGUUUUCUGAAUCGUAACGGUAGUUAAGUUUUUCCGUGAAUUAAAUUAUAUAUAUGGCAGUGAAGUUUCGCCAUUAUCGAUGUACAAUAAUUUGGACUAAAGGGGGAAGAACUGUGGUGACCACCCAGUACUACAACCCUGUCUGAACAGCUGGCUGGUUCAGCUUUCAGAGAUAAAGAAUUGAAUAGACAGUUUUACAUCGACUAUCGUACUGUGUACACCUUGCAGUUUUUAUUAAAAUUAUAAAAUUUUUUUGAAUGUGUACUGUUUAAAUUGUAAAAUUUUUCCUAUCAAUUGUGCAACCGUUGCGAAAAUGGAUUAAGAACUUAUAAAUUUUGCGCAUAUUUCUAAAAAACCUAAAUCUCUUUCGCCGUUCCAUUAAUAAGUAGCUAGGAAUGAUCUAAUAUACGAUAAGUCUUGUUUCGAAUAGGUACAACGGAUUGUGACCGGCGAUAAGAAGAAAAAAAGUGCAAAAAUGGAUCACCGUUUAAUAUGAAGGAAUCCCAAGACGUCGUGAAAAAACUUCAUUUAGGCAAAAGAUUUGUGCAAGAUGCAAUACACGAAAGACUACACACGUAUAAAAUUCACAGACGCUCUAUAUUCAUCUAUCCGCGAAACCGCAUUGUCUCGUCAUGACUUACGAAACUUAUGUGAAAGCGGUUUUCCAGCAAUGUGCUGCGCUUCUUUUCUUCUCUGCACGUUAUAAGUUCAACAUCUCUGAAGGAGUUAGAAGGUAGAUAUCAAAAUUUGUCAAAAACUACAUGAUUUGGCAAGCAAUUUGAUCGUGCGGAAAGAGACAUUCAAGUGUAUAAGAAUACCUCUAAAAGCGUCUACUUUCACCUCUGAGGUCUCACAAUAACCCUCCGCUAGCCGGACUCAGUCUGGUACCUUUUAGGAGAUCAAUUUCGUGCCAAAGGAUCGUAAUCCUCUGAACGCAUCAGAAUUGCAACCAAUAGAGCCAUACCGAAGCAUCAUGAAGCAGGUACUCUGGAAGCAUCCUAAGGCAGUGAAACCGGUAGAAGAAAUGAGGAAAUAAUGGAUACUAACACAAAGACAAGUUGGUUCAAAUGUUGAAAAAGAACUUAUGAGCAGUUUUAAGAGAAAGGAUCGUGGAUUUGGAUAUGGCUAUAAAAUUGAAUAAAACGAACACGGAAAAGUUUAAUAAAUUGUUUUGUUUUAUUGCCUAAAAGUUUGAUAACGAUCGGUUGAACGGGUGAAUUUUGAAGAACCUUUCUUCGUGAUGCAAUUAGAUUCCGUACUCCCUUUAGUCGGCUUUGCAGAUGGUGUUGAAGAUAACUGGCGAGACUCUGGAGGACAUGGAGAUGUAGGAAACAGAUACCUAUCGUUGAAACCUGGAUGACUGAUGACAAAUUGCAGUUAACUCAUCACAAGACGGAGGUAAUGCUGGUCAGCAAUCAUAAAAAAAUCCAGCAUGUCGUAAUCAGCGUCAUUACCAUCGAUGCAUGCACAGAAGCCCUUGGGUGUUAUGCUCGACGAUAGGUUAAAUUAUAACAGCCAUUUCGAGUACGUGUGUUAGAAAAAGGGCGACAAUAACUAAUGUAACGACAAAGAUCGUACCGAACGUCGGAAGUGCAAGAUGUAGUAAGAGAAUAGGGCGUUCCAGCUUGAACUGCUGCGCUGAGCUCAAAGCGGAACCAGGCCAUGCUUGCGAGCAUGUAUAUCCUAAGAGCUAUUAGCAUCGUGGGCGGUGGAACAAAAAAUCGGGUUCGGGAGAAACACUCCAUCGGAGUAGAUUAGACGGUUUUUUCAUGGGAAGAUAGUUUUUUGCAAUUUUUUGAUAUUUUAAUAAUUGAACAUUAAUGUAUUGUUAUCCAUACAUUUCGUUUGUUUACGAGAAUUAUUGUCAUGAAGUUUAGCUUGAAUCUGACAAUUCUGAUGUCUUCCUCUAUUUAAUCAUUGUCUGAUCGUUGAUCUCACAUUUAUUUACAAAUUUUGUACAUACCGUCGUGCGGAGCUACUUUCGAUAUGUGGGGCUACUUUGCACACUUUAGUUUUUCAAUACAUAUUUACUAACAGACGCAUUAUAUUAUAUUUAUUAGUUUUAUUAUACCUUUGCCAUUUGUAGAGCCAUGUCUUUUAAACAUGUUGCAUAUGCCUUUUGUCAUUUUUCUUAACACUGUUUACCAAAACAAACAGAACACUUCAAGGGUCGAUAAAAGUGAUUGGAGGCUCGUAAAAUAAGACUACUCAACAAAACAGAAAAUCUUAAGUGUACCGAGACCACAUACUGUUUUU